Acipenser ruthenus (sterlet) is the source of this 1363-nucleotide messenger RNA. RefSeq lists its product as uncharacterized. The coding region runs from base 1 to 792 and encodes 263 amino acids. The record is from RefSeq and is a predicted model, not a curated record. NCBI's taxonomy places the organism in Eukaryota, Metazoa, Chordata, Actinopteri, Acipenseriformes, Acipenseridae. The transcript has 7 exons.
AUGGAAUCCAGACACAGUGUUUUGGUUCCAGCACUGUGCAGCAGUGAAGUGCACAAGUGGGAGAUUGAUUGCAUGCAAAGCCUGGUUCUAGAAGAGGAGGAAGAAGAAGAACCUGUCCCAGGGAGGGGUAGGAAGCAGGGAUCCCUGAAACGGAAAAAGAGCAAGAAGGAGAAAAGAAACCUGGCAGGGGCUAACGGGUUAGAUGCAAAGAAACCAGCACAGUCUACAAACAGAGGAACAAUGGGAGGUGCCACAAAGAACAUAUUCACGAAAAUGUUGAGAGUAGCUCAGCGUUGUCUGCAAGAUCCAGGCCAAGCAGUGGAAAGCUGUGAGAUAAAGCAGCCCCCUCUGAACAGAAGUCCGAUUGUUCGAGACCAUUCAAUGCGAAUUUCAGCUACUUCCUUCAGCAGAGGCCAGAUAAGGGGAAGAAACAAUCUCCAGAGCAGCUGCAAGGAGGUUAAACAUACGGAUUGCUCACAGGGUUUGGCAGCAUGUCGACCCAGACAACACUCCAUUCAGUCACCCAUGGAUUUAAUGAGAGAAAUUACAGGGGAACGCUGCCAGGGUUCGGUACUGAAGAAGAGACACUCGGGGGUAGCUAAAAGGCAGAUGGUCAGGAAAAGCUCAAGCCAGCAUAGCCAGGGUAGAUUCCUGCGUCCCCAUCGGGACGAGCCGUCGUUCUUUCCGAGGGGACGAGAUCCUAGUCCCAGAUGGCAGCAGCUGUCUGUGAGUCGCACUUGGAACCUGCACAUUUCCAUGCCAGGGAGUCGUCGCCAGGAAAUCGCACAUUGAACAAGAGAGAGAGUUCCUUGGAGAAUACUCGAGUCUCGACUUAUCUAAUAUCAUGAGCAUCGAUCUAACAAACUCUACAUAUAAAUUAGCUUUGUAGAAGGCACCCGUAACUUUUUGUUUGUUAAUAAAAGCACUUGAAAGAAAACUUGCACUAAUGGUUCUGCUUUUAAGGACAGAUUACGUGUAUGAUUGGGAAUUGAAGAAACUACCAACAGGAUCAUAGCUGGUUGACUUUAAUUUAACAUUAAGUUUCUAGUAAUAGCCUGGCUACUGAUGGGAGUUCUGUAAAAGGUAUUGUAGCCAAGCAGAGGUCUUUUCUAAACAGCCAAACCAACCCAUCCUGAAAUUGUAGAAUCAGGUAAUGAUUUGUUAGUAUUAUCUUGUUUUGUAGAAUAAAUUGUUAUUUAAAGUUGUUAAUGUUUGGCAUUUAUUUGACACUAUUAAUUAACUAUAUUAACCUCUUUGGAAGUCUACUGCCCUGCAUGACACACGAUUAACCACAGGUAUGAUUGCACUGCGUAUGAAUGUGGAAUGGGUGUGAAGGGAUUAAUAACUGCAGUAUGUAAAAUAA